This is a messenger RNA of Esox lucius (northern pike), 2325 nucleotides long. RefSeq names its product solute carrier family 10 member 3 (gene slc10a3). Gene Ontology annotation, cellular component: membrane. Bases 465 to 1868 code for a protein of 467 amino acids. Gene Ontology annotation, biological process: bile acid and bile salt transport. NCBI's taxonomy places the organism in Eukaryota, Metazoa, Chordata, Actinopteri, Esociformes, Esocidae. Gene Ontology annotation, molecular function: bile acid:sodium symporter activity. The record is from RefSeq and is a predicted model, not a curated record. The transcript has a single exon.
AAGGGACCUGGAGAGUUAACGUUGGGCGCUGCGCUGCCUCUGAUUGGAUUAAAAGAGGAGGGCUUAGUGAGAGAAAGGGAGCAGCAAACCGCGGUGGUGACGGACAGUUGCCAUUAAGCAGAAACAAUAAGACCCGGAACGCGAAGAGAUUCAGAGUCGUUUUUUUUUGUUUCGAAAAUUGUCAAAAAUCAAUACAAAUAUGACGGUUCAUUUUAGCUCGGAAUUGCAGUAUCGUCGUACGGGGCGGGGUGAUUUUUAAGUUCCGGUACAAAGAAGCAACACGGGUUUGUAAGCUAAUGGGUACCAGGCAGAAUGUAGAACCCGCUGUCUACGUUGAACUUGUAUAAGGGAAAAUGAGAAGUUACAUCGCAUUCUGGUAAGAGUGACGGUUUAAGACAGGAAGGUUGCAAACUGGGGAGAGGCUUGUGUUUGCGGCGCCCCUCUGCCCCCUGUCCGUCAAAACGAUGAGGACGCUAUUUGCUUUAUGUUUUCUUUUCUUUAUAACUGGGGAAGCAGAUCCUACGACGGCGGGCAGGUCCCUGACAGAUAACAACUACACUAACGUGACGGCGGACAGCAGCAGAAGGUAUAUAAGAAUCGGGGACGGGACCUACCAUGAAUUUGAGUUCCCCGAAAACACGAAGGGCGUGAUUGUAAUCUCUAGUCAAUACAAGAGCUCUACGAGUUGGAAGGGCCGCGAAAACUGGAAGCAGACGGUUAACGUACGCUCCCUGGACCCUGAGGUACUUUCCAUCUUGAAUGUUAGUGACAGUGGGCAUGCGGGGCCUGUGAAGAGUUAUGUUAUAAGCAUACGGUCUGGGUUGCCUGGUCGGGCACAGCUGCUCAUCCAGCUCUUGGACUUGGACCAGGAUUCUGUUCCAGUCGUAAUUGAGGAAAGGACAGACUACUCCAUAAGGGUGGCGCCUGGCAGUGACGACCCAGCCACACAGCUCAUGCAGUCGGGCGGACUGUCCCACUUCUCAGAGAACCCGGUCCUGUUUGCCCUGUUGCCACUCAUCUUCAUCAACAAGUGUGCAUUCGGGUGCAAGGUAGAGAUAGAUGUGCUAAAGGGACUCCUGCGAAAGCCUGUGCCCCUCCUUUUGGGGGUUGCAGGGCAGUUCCUGGUCAUGCCGCUGUAUGCCUAUGGCCUGUCCUGGCUAAGCUCCCUGCCCAAAGCUCUCUCUCUAGGCCUGGUCAUCACAUGCUCAGCUCCGGGUGGUGGUGGUGGUUACCUCUACAGCUUGCUACUGGGUGGAGAUGUUACUCUGGCCAUCUCCAUGACCCUGGUGUCCACGGUGGUAGCCGCAGCAGCCAUGCCACUGUCCUCUGCUCUGUACGGCAGGCUGCUGGGCGUCCAUGCUGCCCUUCACGUGCCCUUUGUGAAGAUCCUGGGAACGCUCCUGUUCAUUGCCAUCCCCAUCUCCCUGGGCAUGCUGGUGAAACUACGCCUGCCCAAGUUGACCCGCGUGCUGCUGGCCCUCAUCAGGCCCUUCAGCUUUGUGCUCAUUGUGGGGGGCAUCUUCAUGGCCUACCAAAUGGGAGCGUCCAUCCUGGCUCAUGUGAGACCUCAGAUAGUAGUUGCGGGAGUGACGGUACCCCUGUUCGGGCUGCUGCUGGGGUUCGGGAUGGGGACGCUGGCGGGACUGGCGGUGCCACAGAGAAAGACUGUCAGUAUUGAAAUCGGGGUGCAGAACAGCCUCCUGGCCCUGGCGGUAAUGCAGCUGUCGUUCCGGCGUGUGGAAGCUGACUUUGCGUCCCAAGCACCGUUCAUAGUGGCGCUCAGCAGCACCUCUGAGAUGCUGCUCAUGGUAAUGGGCCAAUUCGCCUACCACAAGCUGUGCGCCCCCGCCACCCAGACUGACACCUGAUAUCGGAGAUGUUUCUUUUGAGCCGAACCAGCGGCGGUCCUACAGACCGGACUGCACAUCUUACAAUCAAUGACAUGGACGCUGUGUACCCGGGACAGUGGAUUGACAUUUUAGUUUUAUUGAAACCAAAGGCCUUUUCCUGCUUACCUUCCUUUUUUGGUUUAUGUCCUUUUUAAAUAAGAUUGUACUAAGAGUUGUUUAUGUAAAUACCAGAAAUACCUAUAAAAGUUAUUUUUCUAUCAGAUUUUUUUGUAAUUUAAAUGAUUGAUUUGUAUCAUGUUUACAAGAGGUCUAUGUGUCUUAGGAAAGGGAAGACUUCUGGGUGGAUGGAAAAUGUAUGGUCUUUUGAAAGGUACUGCUACUGAUUAGUUUUUUUUCUGGAUUCAAAGGUGGUUAUCAAAGUAUUGAUGUAUUUGAUAUAAAGAGGUGACAAAAAAUAAAAUCAUUCAUAAAAGAG